GCAAAGUUGUUCCGUUGGCACCCGUUCCGCUCUCAAUGUGUGGUGAAGGUGAAACGCCGGGAAUCAAAUGGAAUAUUGAGUCCCAGUCGUGUUUUUUUCCGCUUACGCUCAUUGAAACUUUGCGUGCUUUUCGGUUCAGUUCGUUCCGUGCGCGCUACUAAUUAUUAUAACUCGGGCAGAAAACACCCAGAAAAGCAGUACGCCAACAAAAUAUGACAACCAGCCACAGUUUUUACAUCGAGCAAUCAGCAUCCAAACAAAGUGAAGCAAAAUAAGCAGCAGCAAAUAACAAAUAAAUACACAAAGCCAACAUAUUCAACUCACACACACACACACACACAACACAACACACACACACAUAGCCAGCGUUCCUGUACUCAAAGCAUUCCUAAUCGCCGCAGAAAAAUAACAACAAGCAGCAGAAAGCAGAAAUAACAUCAACAAAAUUCAACAAAAAUAACAGCAAAUAAACAAAUUGGAGGAAAUUAAUUUAAAAUCGAAAAUAAAGCCAUGUAUAUAAGUGUUGCUUAGAUAAAUUCGCCAAAAAGUGUCACAAAAAGUGUCUAUGAAAAUCAGCAAGUUUAAACAAAUUUAGGAAAUUUAUGCCCUCAAUAUAGCGCAAUUCCUAAAUCAAUUGUAAUCUAAAAAAUAUAGUUAAAGCCAAUACACAAGUAAAAGUCGAAAUAAAAGCGAGUAUCUCGUCGAUAAAAGGUCGCUUGUUGCUAAUCGCCAUUAGUUUAUCCGUGUGCCUGGCCUGUGGCAGUGUGUUGGUGGCCGCGAUUGCCCUGCGCCGCUCGGCCAACGCAACAGCUGCACUAGCAGCAACACUAGCGGCAGCAGCAGCAGCGACAUCUGCAUCAGCAGGAGCAGCAGUCACAUCCGCAGCAGCUUUAGAAGCGGCAACAACGCGAAGGAUACGGCACAAACGUCGCUCGUCGCAACGACGGCGCAGCAACAACAACGCGGUGCUGUCAUCUGGGAUCGGGACUGGCAUCGGGAUCGGGAUCGGGCUUGGACUGGAAACCAAUUCGGCUCUGGCCCUGCCACUGGCAACCACACCACCAACAUCGGGCUCCACAGCAGCGGAUCAGACAGCUAUAGCCGCCACCGCCGCCUCCGCUGCAGCAGCAGCAACAACACCAGCAGCAGCCGCAACAGCAUCGACAGCCGCAGCAACAGUUACAACAACACUUUUGCCAACCGAGCCGGAACAUUCUGUACCCAUGCUAUCGGUACAGACGGCCGGCUGCGCGGGAAUGGAGCGGCUCGGCGUUCCGACCCGCACAUCUUUGAGCACACCACCCGAUGAUAGGGAUCAAUUUAGAUGUAGAAUGCGCGUGGAUGCGCUCCAGGCACGUGAGCUUCUGGCUGUACGUGGCGAGACUGUGAUUCGUGGCGCCGGCAACAAUCAGCACCAGCAGCAACACCAUCUCCAUCACAGCAGCAGUAGCAGCAGCAAGCAACAACAUUCCCACCACCAGCAACAACGCAUGACAACUCCAAGCACGCAUAACUCCGGCGGCGGAGGAGUAGGAGGAGGAGCAGGAGCAGGCGGUGACCACCAACACCACCACCAUCACCAGCUGGGCAACAGCAGCAGCAACAACAACAAUAGUAUUAGCAGUAAUGUGGCGCGAGGCGGCAUAGAAGCCACCACGCUCAAGUACGGAAACACGGGCAGCGGGAGCGGUAGUGGUUGCUACAAAGGCGAUUGCGGCAACUCCUCAUCCGGAUCCUCGUGCAGUUCACUGCAGAGCCACAGCAACGAUCACCACCAACAUUACCAGUACCAGCUGCAGCAGCAGCAAACUCCCCGCUGUCCCCAUCACGUACCACUGCCGGACAGCGAGUACGGACAGGAUCGACACCUGCAGAUCAGGAGUAGCUAUCAGCAAUCGGAAAUCACCAGAUCGUACACGAAACCGCCGCCCAACAAGACGGUGCGGGAUGUUCCCGAGCAGAUCUCGGCGGGCGGCUGUGGCGUCUCCAGCUCCAGCUACCGUCUCACCACGCUCCAGGCCGCCUCCUCCACAUACACGCCUGCGGGCGUGUCAGCUUCCGCCUCCUCAGCGUCCAGCAAGUCGAAGCCGAAUGCCAUAACCAAGUUCUUCUCGCGGAUCAGUUCGCCAAAGUCGCCGCCGAGCAGUACAAUGACCUCGGCUGCAACAGCUUCGCCUGCAUCCUCCGUCUCCAUGUCGUCGUCCGCCUCCUCGCUAGCCUCCUCCGCCUGUGUGUCCACCUCGUCGUCGGCCUCCUCACUAGCUGCUGCGCCCCUGCCCACGCUGCCGGUUUCCAAUGCAUCCCUGCUGAAGAGCACGGCCUGUGGCUACGGCACUAAUCCCAGUGGGAUCUACUCAGGACUGGGACCCAGCACGCAACUGAUAACCAGCCUGGGAACUGGAACAAGCGGCAACUGCAGUCCCGAGAGGAUACCUACACCACCGCUGUCCGUCUGCGUGCCAAUCGGAGCUGGCCUGCAGCCGCUGAGAAGCAGCAGCAGCGGGAGUAGCAGCAGUACCGCCAGCCUACCCGCCGUCGAGACAACCGCAACUACAGCCACCACUCAGUCUUCCUUUGCCGCCGGAGCGACGGGGGAUCUCCCGCUGACCACGAUGAGCCGCAAUAAUUCCAACUCUAGCAUGAUGAGCUACCACUGCAGCUGCAAUAGCCGGAAUUGCAGCCACUGUGCGGCCAACUCAUAACUGAGCUCGUGUUAAGUUUAACUACAUUAAACAAAUCUGGUGGUGCGGAAACCACUGGAGAUUUUAGAACAUUAGUUAAGUUACAAGUGCUCACUAGCUGAUUUGAACUUCACACACUAUAAGACUUUUGCAUGGUAUUUGAUCAUAAUUUGUAAACUUACCACAGGUCUUGUAUUUAAAAAGCUUUACUUGAGGUAAAACAUUGCCAAAUUUAGUGAAAUACUUAUCUUUUGUUGUCGAAUCUCCAGAGAUUUGUGCGGCACCUCCAAAAUAUAUAUACAUUAAUAUAUAUAUACAUAUAUUUUUUUUUAUGUUAGCCUAUGUUUAUCUAUUAUGUUAAAGUUUAACAGAUUUAUUUUAUGUAGGUCUGUCGCCAACUUUUGCGCUGGUACGAAAAGACUGUUUAUUAGUCAGAAUUUAAUUUGUAAAUUUGAGUAACAAGAGGGAAGAAAGUUAGAGAAUGAUACGGAGAAGACAUAUGUAUAGCUGCGCUGCCGCCUUUUAAGCACUCACCACAGACCGUAGGAGGUUCAUUUUUAAGUUAUGUACCAUUAUUUCCAUUCGUCGCUUGCUAAAAGUAAUAAAUCGAGAAUUUUUUUGUAAAAACCAAGAAAGCAACAAACUUGAAAGAGACAGACACAAUACCACAAAACUUGAAGAAGGGAAUGAGGAAAGUAAAAACAAAACAUAAGUGAAUAUGUAACUGUAAUUUUAUGAAUGAAUAUUGUAUACACUUUAGUUUCAAUAACUCUAGUUUUAAAUCGAAGCCAACCAACUCUUAACUAUACUCUAUCCCCUACCCCUAUCCACAUACCCUUUUAUUAUUGUACGCAAGGCCCAUGUGCUGGAACACACGAAAACACACACAAACAGUUUUUAGUUCAAUUGAAAUUUGUAUUUGUAUAUUUGCUAACGGAAUUACGAUGUAAAGAAAAAAACAAAAAAUGAAAUGAAAUCUAUGUAAACCAAAUUUUAGAGAAAUUAUUGUUUUCAUUUUUAAUUGGCUGAAGCUAAUUGAUUUGAUUGAUUUCAGAUUUUAGCGGGAUUUAUUUUAAAUCUAAAAUUUGAAACAUAACGAUCGAUGAACCUGAAGUUAUCGAUAACCUGUUGCAACCGGGCAACAAUGGACGAUCGUGUAGAUUCAUGUGCAACUCUGGUCGAGUGCGGCAGUCUCAAAAUAUUUUGGCGGUUUAUUUAAAAUGAGAUUGGCAUUAUAUUUUGUAUGUUCUGAGUUUAGGAAAAUCAAGGAGCUAAGAAAAAAUCCCAUAGCAAUGUAUAAUAUAAGCACAAUUAAGCAGCUCAGAGCUUUUAUUGUUUAAAUAUCCAGCCUUAUUUGGUAGUCUUUAUUUUCACGAGUUUCUGAAAUUCUAAGAAUGUGUAAUUUUCAGACAACCCAUGCACCUUGUUGCCCCAAACAAUUUAUAUUUAAAUUAUCAAAGAGAAGGAAAACAAAAAAUGGUUUCAAGAACUUACGAUCCAUUAAAUCAAAUUUAAACCACAUUUAACCAACAAUUUAGAUGAAAAACGGAAUGCGAGAAACUAGGAAAAUAUGAUAACAAAUGCAAAAUAAUGGAAAACACUUUACUACGCCAACAAGUCCUACAAGCCUACACUUUAAAUACAUAACGAUAACGAUAUAGUUCGAUGUCUAUGGAUCAAAGAAUACUUAAAGUAAUGCAACCGGAAAUAGCCCGAAAUAUCACAGAACGAAGAGAAAACCGGAGACAAUGAAUAACUAAAUUAAACGCGUAGAAUUUAAUUACUUAAUUAGUUCUAAACAAAUUAAGUCCAGCUAAAUAUCGAAGCGAUUGAAUUCGUUUGAUCGGAGAAUCAUAUACACAUUUAUACAAACAGGCCUAAUUUCAACUACCUCCAAAACUGUUUUUUAAAUUUAAAAAUUAAAUUCUAAACGAAGUUCAAGUCUACGAAUUAUGUUUAGCAAAACUAAACGAAAACUAAGUAAAUCAAAUGAAACAAAUCGAUUAAAUUAUAGUAAAUCAAUUGAUUGAAUUACAAUUUUUUUAAAUUCAAGCAGAUCGAUUAAUUCAAUAAAUCAACAAUCAUUGACAAGUAAUUAAUUUUACACUUUAUAUAUACGAUAUUUAUUACUAUAUGGUAUCUGUACAUUUAGAUCGAGAAUACAAAUGAAAGCGCACACGAGCUGCGUUUCGAAAAUGCAAAACCGUCGACUGAUAUAUAUAUAACAAAAGAUAAAUAAAUAACGUAAACUACAAGAAAAGUAUAGAGAUUCAUUUGUAAAUACACCGAAUGCAGGACAAUGCGCUAGGAGCAUUAUGUUAAUGUAACCACAUCCUAUCCCAAGCAGAUCCCAAAGAUUUCGAAACCAUCCGAGACCCAAAUCUCCCACUUCCCAGUAAAUCGAAUUUGAUUUUUGAUCCCUGCAGACAAAGUGCACCCAAUACUAGCGAAAUUUUUUAAAGCGCAUUAAGCAAAACGUCUAAUAAACAAAAAUCUGAAUAAAAAUCGAUAUAUAUCUAAAUACAUAUAUAUUAAUUGAAUACCAAUUAUUGUUGUUGUCUCAUAUAAAAACCAAAAACCAUUUAAAGCAAAAUACAAAAAUGGGAAAAAUGAAAGCAAAUUUAAAAUAUAUUUCC
Drosophila erecta is the source of this 5317-nucleotide messenger RNA. RefSeq names its product protein arginine N-methyltransferase 1. NCBI's taxonomy places the organism in Eukaryota, Metazoa, Arthropoda, Insecta, Diptera, Drosophilidae. The record is from RefSeq and is a predicted model, not a curated record. The transcript has 5 exons. Bases 1224 to 2702 code for a protein of 492 amino acids. Gene Ontology annotation, molecular function: protein-arginine N-methyltransferase activity. Gene Ontology annotation, biological process: peptidyl-arginine methylation.